This is a messenger RNA of Rosa chinensis, 1314 nucleotides long. RefSeq names its product polygalacturonase. NCBI's taxonomy places the organism in Eukaryota, Viridiplantae, Streptophyta, Magnoliopsida, Rosales, Rosaceae. The record is from RefSeq and is a predicted model, not a curated record. Gene Ontology annotation, biological process: carbohydrate metabolic process. The transcript has 4 exons. Bases 1 to 1206 code for a protein of 401 amino acids. Gene Ontology annotation, molecular function: polygalacturonase activity.
AUGGUGCAGCUAACAAGUUGUUUUUGCACACUUGCAUUCAUUCUUCUACAUAUCCUAUACCAGCCAUCUAUCGCUGCUGCUGCUGAUGAGACCGCAACUAUUUACAGUGUCUUAAGCUUUGGAGCUAAACGCAAUGGAGUAACUGAUUCAACCCAAGCUUUUCUUGAUGCAUGGGCUGCUGCCUGUGCCUCCCUAGAUUCAGCCGAGAUAAAUGUACCAAAAGGGAGGUAUUUGCUCAACUCUAUGACCUUUAAAGGUGACUGCAAGAGCGCACAGAUUACUUUCCGGAUUGAUGGAACGCUUGUAGCUUCACCUGAUUACCGAGUCCUAGGCCAAGCCAACAAUUGGCUUGGUUUUGAAGGAGUCAGCGGGGUAACCAUUAUCGGAGGAACACUUGACGCCAAGGGUUCUGCAUUGUGGGCUUGCAAAUUGAGCUCCAAAGCCUCCAAUUGUCCUGAUGGCGCCACGAGUUUGAGUUUUACGAACUCCAAAAACAUUAGAGUCGAGGGGCUAAUGUCAUUGAACAGCCAGAUGUACCACAUUGUCAUAAACGGCUGCCAAGAUGUUCUCAUUCAAGGCGUCAAAGUCAUUGCUGCUGGCAAUAGCCCAAACACCGAUGGCAUCCAUGUCCAGUUCUCGAAAAAUGUUGCAAUCUUCAACACCUCCAUCAAAACUGGGGACGAUUGUGUCUCUAUUGGUCCCGGCACCAAGGACUUAUGGAUGGAACACAUAUCAUGCGGUCCUGGCCACGGCAUUAGCAUUGGGAGCCUAGCCAAGGACUUGGAAGAGGAAGGGGUACAAAAUGUAACGGUCAAAAAUGCGAUUUUUAAGGGCACCCAAAAUGGUGUGAGGAUAAAGUCUUGGGCGAGACGUAGCAACGGGUUUGUCCAAGGUGUCCAAUUUCUUGACGUUGAAAUGGUUGAUGUUCAAAACCCUAUUGUAAUUGACCAAAAUUACUGCCCACACAACCUUAACUGCCCUGCUCAGGUAUCAGGCGUGAAAAUUAGUGAUGUAUUGUAUCAAAACAUUCGAGGAACAUCAGCAACAGCAGUCGCAGUAAAAUUUGCUUGUAGUGCAGCAAAUCCUUGCAGUGGGAUAAGACUCAAAAACGUGAAUCUGGCUUGCCGUAAUCAAGCUGUGCAAUCAUAUUGUACGAAUGCAAUCGGAAAGGCUUACGGCACUGUUCAACCAAACAGUUGUUUGUAGGAUUCAGAAACAGAUUAGGCAUGAGUUGGCUAGUACAUAUAGAUCCACUGCAGAUAGCAAGUGAUCGAUUAUAGAAAAUAUGUACAUUAAAUCAUUCUUUUUAUACAU